CUACUCAGAUUAGUCAUUUAGCAACCAGAAGCCUUACUGGUACUUUCAAAUAAACAUUCACACCCUACACAAACACACCCUUCUGAAACUGAAUGGGAAUUUUGAAUUAAUUUCUAUCAUUGCCUUGUAUCUUAGGUUCUUUCUCCGGUUCAUUAUAUUUUUAGCUCUACACUUAGCAGCUACAUUCAUGUUUCGUUUUGUGGCAUCUGUCUUCCGCACCGCGGUUGCUUCUACAACAGCUGGUAGUUUGUUUGUAUUGUUUGUCUUAUUAUUUAGUGGCUUCACAUCCCAAAAUGUAAGAUUUCGAUAACUCUUCCAAUCUGAUUUUUGGAUAAUUAUUUAGGAAGAUGAACUUAAGCUAAGCUAUCUUGUUGCUUGCAGCCUCUAUGCCAACAUGGUUGAAGUGGGGAUUUUGGGUUUCCCCGUUGACAUAUGGCGAGCUUGGACUUGCUUUAAAUGAAUUUCUAGCUCCAAGAUGGCAAAAGGAAGUGAGAGAAAGGGGGUUCACUCAGAAAAAACUUCGUGAUAUUACAGGUGCAUUUAGGCCUGGUGUUCUUACAGCAUUGAUGGGUGUCAGUGGAGUUGUGAAAACAACUCUUAUGGAUGUUCUUGCUGGAAGAAAAACUAGUGGCACUAUUGAAGGAGAUAUUAGAAUUGGGGGGUUUCCUAAGGUUCAUGAUACAUUUGCUAGGAUUUCGGGUUACUGUGAGCAAACCAAAAUACAUUCUCCACAAAUUACAGUUGAAGGAUCAGUGGUUUAUUCUGUUUGGCUCCGUCUGUGUCCUGAAAUUGAUUCAAAAACUAAAUUUGUAUGACCUAUAUAUAAGGAAGUUUAAUUUACUCUUUAAUUCUACAACAAUAGUUUAAACAUUAUUUUACUUCUGUUGGUGCUGCACAUCUUUGCGGGAAUUUGUGAAAGAAGUCCUUGAGAUCAUUGAGUUUGAUGAGAUCAAAGAUUUUGGCAUGCCCGGUGUUAGUGGUUUAUCAACUGAGCAGAGAAAGCGUCUUACAUGGAGCUUGUUGCUAACCCCUCUAUUAUUAUCAUGGAUGAGCCUACAACUGGAUUGGAUGCAAGAGCAGCUGCAAUUGUUAUGCGAGCUGUGAAGAACAUGGCUGAAACAGGAAGAACAAUUGUUUGCACCAUUCACCAACCAAGCAUUGACAUUUUUGAAGCAUUUGGUGAGGUAGGAAAACAAUUAAUGAACUAUUUUAAGAGAGAGCUUGGAACAUAAUGUCAAUUUGGAUACUGAAAUGGAAUUAAUUAUGCAAGUUUUAGAGCUGUUUGAUUGCAA
Messenger RNA from Camellia sinensis, 1292 nucleotides. NCBI's taxonomy places the organism in Eukaryota, Viridiplantae, Streptophyta, Magnoliopsida, Ericales, Theaceae. The record is from RefSeq and is a predicted model, not a curated record.